GGCCGGUCCAUCGACCUCCAUCAAUUGCCCUUCCCCCCCAGCUCCACCGCCCCCCGAUCGGUGCCUCCUCCACGAUGCUGUCCCGCACUACCGCCUGCCGGGGCGCGCAACGAGCUGCCCGCCAGCUGCAGACACAGAAGCGCGGGCUCGCGGCCCCGGCCUCAGGCUCCUUCCAGUACCAGUCGGGCGAGGCCAAUGGCGUCAAGUUCGCCAGCAGAGACUUUGCCGGCCCGACGACGACGCUGGCGCUGGUCGCAAAGGCCGGCACGCGAUACCAGCCGCUGCCCGGCCUGACCGAGGGCCUCGCCAACUUCGCAUUCCGGGCCACCGAGCGCCGGUCGACCCUGCGCAUCGUCCGCGAAUCCGAGCUUCUGGGAGCUGCCCUGACCACCCACCACUCGCGCGAGAACCUGGUCCUCGAGGCCAAGUUCCUCCGCGCCGACCUGCCGUACUUCGUCGAGCUCUUGGCCGAGGUCGCCAGCCAAACCAAGUUCCAGCCCCACGUUUACAACGAGGAGGUCCUGCCUCUGAUCAACUUCGCCCACCAGCGCUUCGUCCACAGCCCCCUCGAGAUGGCCGUCAACUCCGCCCACAGCCUCGCCUUCCACCGCGGUCUCGGCAACUCGACCGCCUCGGCCUCAUCCACGCCCUACACCAAGUACCUCGACGCUGACACCAUCGCCGAAUUCUCCAAGAGCGCAUACGCCAAGUCCAACUUCGCGGUUGUUGCCAACGGCGCCGACCACGGCGAGUUCUCCAAGUGGGUUGGCCAGUUCUUUGACGGAGUCCCUGCCUCUCCCGCGCGUCAGCUCAGCCAGGGCACCGAGCCGUCCAAGUACCACGGCGGUGAGGAGCGCCUCGCCCACGACGGCGGCAACGCCUUCGUCAUUGCCUUCCCCGGCUCCAGCUCGUUCACCGGCGAGUUCUACAAGCCCGAGAUUGCCGUCCUCGGCUCUCUUCUUGGUGGCCAGUCCGCCGUCAAGUGGUCGCCGGGUUUCACCAUCCUCGGACAGGCCAAGGCCACAGCCUCCACCCAGGUCAAGACCACCAGCGGCAUCUACUCCGACGCUGGUCUUCUGUACACCUCCAUCACCGGCUCUGCUACGGCCGUCGCCGAGACCGCCAGGGCUGCCGUCGACGCCAUCAAGAAGAUCGCAGCUGGCGAAAUCUCCAGCGAGCAGAUCGCCAAGGCAAAGGCCGCCGCGAAGUUCAAGGAGCUCGAGAACGGUCAGGACAUCCGCGCCGGUCUCCAGCUCUCUGGCAACGGCCUUGUCAACAACUCCAAGGCCUACCAGAUCGACGAGGUUGCCAAGGCUAUCGAUGGUGUAUCAGAUGAGGCCGUCAAGUCUGCCGCCAAGACAUUACUCGAGAACAGGGCUUCCGUCUCUGCGGUCGGCGACCUCUUCGUUCUGCCGUACGCUGAGGAGUUGGGUCUUAAGGUGUAAAUACAGUCACGUUGAGGAGCGCGUUAGAUGCAAAAUCUCGUUUGGUCGGGACUUGUGUAACAUCAUCUUGUGAUAGUCCCAAUUUCCAGAUAGAGUAUUAUAUCGAUUCUCAUUUGUUCAUCUGCACCCUUCUACUCGUACAUUUGAUGCGUUUAUAGAGAAUGGAGUAGCAAUGAAUGACUUUAUAUACCGACCAUUGGCUAUAUCAUAAUUGACAUCGCACUUGAGCAUCUUGUAUGAUAAUUCCAGAGCGUGAACGGCUGUUCUCACGUGCCAACGCGUUGCGUUUCGACGAUGCAACUGCCUCA
This is a messenger RNA of Boeremia exigua, 1753 nucleotides long. Its product is annotated as Metalloenzyme, LuxS/M16 peptidase-like protein. Gene Ontology annotation, molecular function: metal ion binding. The transcript has 4 exons. The record is from RefSeq and is a predicted model, not a curated record. Gene Ontology annotation, cellular component: mitochondrion. NCBI's taxonomy places the organism in Eukaryota, Fungi, Ascomycota, Dothideomycetes, Pleosporales, Didymellaceae. Bases 75 to 1445 code for a protein of 456 amino acids.